Salvia miltiorrhiza (redroot sage) is the source of this 1027-nucleotide messenger RNA. RefSeq names its product dirigent protein 18-like. The record is from RefSeq and is a predicted model, not a curated record. The transcript has a single exon. The coding region runs from base 90 to 836 and encodes 248 amino acids. NCBI's taxonomy places the organism in Eukaryota, Viridiplantae, Streptophyta, Magnoliopsida, Lamiales, Lamiaceae.
UUUUCUUCUAUAUAAUGGUCCAAUUUUGUAUCAUUCUCAUUCCACAUUUGAAUCUCCUUGCUAAACACACACACUCCUAGACCAAAAGAAUGUCCAAGAAAUCAGCAAUAGUGUUCCUAUUCACACUCUUCGUCGCGAUCACCUCGAGCGGCGCGGUGGUCCCGGCCGGCGGCGGCGAAGUCCCCGUUCUGGAGCUAUACAUGCACGACAUCCUGGGCGGCAGCAACCCGACGGCGCGGCCGGUGACGGGGCUGCUGGGCAACAUAUACAGCGGCCAAGUCCCCUUCGCCCGCCCCCUCGGCUUCCAACCGCCCAAGAACGGCGUGGCCAUCCCCAACGCCAACGGCGCCAUCCCGACCAUCAACGCCAACGGCAUCCCGCUGGGCACGGGCCUGGCCGGCACGGCCUUCGCGGGAAACCCUAACAACAACAACAAUAACAACAACAUAAACACGGCCCAGCUGGGGCCGGACGGGCUGGGGCUGGGGUUCGGCACGAUCACGGUGAUCGACGACUACCUGACGGCGGCGCCGGAGCUGGGAUCGCAGCAGGUGGGGAAGGCGCAGGGGGUGUACGUGGCGAGCUCGGCGGACGGGUCGACGCAGAUGAUGGCGUUCACGGCGAUGAUGGAGGGAGGGGAGUUCGGAGACAGCAUCAACUUCUUUGGGGUGUACAGGAUCGGGAGCACCAUGUCGAGGCUGUCCAUCACCGGCGGCACCGGCAAGUUCAAGAACGCCUGCGGCUUCGCCGAGCUCAGGUCGCUCAUUCCGGCCGGCCAGCAUGUUUUGGACGGCGUUCAGACCUUGCUCAGGAUCACUGUGCAUCUUACUUACUGAAAUUCAUUCAUCUUCAAUUAAUUCUCUCUAUCUUGUGUUUGAUUUUCCAUACAAUGGCUGUGUGUGUUUGUUUGUUUGUUUGUUUUUUUUUUUUUUUUUUUGUGUUUUUUAAAGACAAGUGGUGCUACAUUUGGACAGAAAAUGUGAAAUGGGAAAGAAGCAUAUUUAUACAUAUAUGUAGUUUGCAUCUA